Helicoverpa zea (corn earworm) is the source of this 651-nucleotide messenger RNA. RefSeq lists its product as uncharacterized. The transcript is spliced from 4 exons. NCBI's taxonomy places the organism in Eukaryota, Metazoa, Arthropoda, Insecta, Lepidoptera, Noctuidae. The record is from RefSeq and is a predicted model, not a curated record. Bases 1 to 651 code for a protein of 216 amino acids.
AUGGAAACUGAGACUGCGGCAGAUCCACCUCCUAAGUCCAAAAAACCUUACGAAGAAAUAAGUGCUGUUUUCAAUGGCAAUGAGGUAAAAAUACGGGUCCCUAAGAGUACAUCGAAGCCGCCGAAGCUGACUCCUUCGCAGCUGAAACUCCAGCAGAGCUGUACUUGUGAUGAGUCAGGGUCGGUGUGCUCAGAAACUUGCGGCAUUGCAUGUGGCGAAGCGCAGUGCCCUGCCAAUAGACUGGACUUUCAGAUUCCGGACGACAUAUGCGAGUCACUGACACACAGGACGCCUCUGAACUCAGAGCUGGUCUACUCGAAGACCCAGGGUAACGAGACAAUGUGCAACGUUUGUAACGUUACCCCGAAAGACGCCCCCAAAGGUGUGCAAGCGCAGAAGGUUCUUCACCCAGACAAAGAUGUUUUCAUACUCAAAAUUGGGAAGCAAACUGAUGAACCGAAUAGGACUGGAAAUAUAGAGGUGGAGUUAGUGACCCCUCGAGCUCCUUCCAAAGCACUGCCAGCCACUCACAACUGCAUGCAGAUCCAGUGUGAAGAGGAAGAUAUUCCCUGCUGCCUUCCCUGCAGAACUUGCCGAGCCAUCACCCCAAAGAAAAGAAAAAUUAAAAGGUCUCGAUGUUGCCCUUACUAA